ACACGUGUGUGAAGGAUGACGAAAACAGAGGUAGAAUUAACGGCGAUAACGCUCAUCAUCACCAGAAAGGAAGUUGGUAUUAUGGACACCCGACUGGAUCUAGCCUACUCUUAACUUCUACUCACGACAAUGCUUUCCGGCACAGCUUACCUCCUUUGCACCAACCCUCGAGUGUUAAGGGAGCUUACUGAGAGGGUCCGCGGCGAUUUCACGCAGAAUCGGACCUUAAACUUGGUUAACUUGCAACAGCGUCAGUUUCUUAACGCCGUGCUUUUGGAGUGUCUGCGCCUCUGCCUCCAGCCCCAGACUGUCUUUGCCGGAGAACCACAGUAUCGGAGACCUUAUCAUGGGGAAGUUCAUUCCCUCUCAGGCCUGUGUGACGAUGAAUCUAAGGGCCGCCAAUUGCUCUACGCUGAAUUUUCACCGCCCGAACGGAAUGAUUCCGGAAAGGUGGGUGAAACCUUGUCCAGCGGAGUUUCAGACCAGCGACAGAGAUAUCAUGAAGCCGUUUAGUUUGGGCCAUAGGGAUUGCUGGAGAAAGAAGCAGCUCCUCUCUUCAGUACCUCUACCCCAUUUCCCCCCUCUAUGGCGUCUUCUGGGAAGAAGCGAAAAGGGAAGAAGGGCGAGCCUUCGAAAG
Aspergillus novofumigatus IBT 16806 is the source of this 637-nucleotide messenger RNA. RefSeq lists its product as uncharacterized. The record is from RefSeq and is a predicted model, not a curated record. Gene Ontology annotation, molecular function: heme binding; oxidoreductase activity, acting on paired donors, with incorporation or reduction of molecular oxygen; monooxygenase activity. The transcript has a single exon. The coding region runs from base 130 to 513 and encodes 127 amino acids. NCBI's taxonomy places the organism in Eukaryota, Fungi, Ascomycota, Eurotiomycetes, Eurotiales, Aspergillaceae.